Aureobasidium namibiae CBS 147.97 is the source of this 981-nucleotide messenger RNA. RefSeq lists its product as uncharacterized. Lineage: Eukaryota; Fungi; Ascomycota; Dothideomycetes; Dothideales; Saccotheciaceae. Bases 1 to 981 code for a protein of 326 amino acids. The transcript has 3 exons. The record is from RefSeq and is a predicted model, not a curated record.
AUGGCACCUGCCCAGUCGACAUUCAAGGGUCUCCCAGUGAUCCCUCCUAAUGACCCCUCUUUGACCGCCACGACCACCACUCCCCGCAAGAUCCGCAAAGUGUUCGAGGCAAUCGAUCAAGCCGAGGGAGCAGGCGCAAGAGUCAGGAGGUCUGUCGGCACAAGAGAGUUGAAAAACUUUACCCCCUUCCUUAUGCUGGACCACUUCACUAUCGCUCCCGGCGCAGGCUUCCCAGACCACCCCCACCGCGGCCAGGAAACAAUCACAUACCUCCUCAGCGGCGCCGUCGACCACGAAGACUUCGCUGGCAACAAAGGCACCAUUCACGCUGGUGACCUCCAAUUCAUGACGGCAGGCAGAGGCAUUGUGCACGCCGAGAUGCCCGCCCAGAACCCCGACGGCAGUGCCAAUAUCGGUAUGCAACUAUGGGUCGACCUCCCCGCCCAACUCAAAGACUGCGAACCCCGCUAUCGCGACUUGCGCGCCGCUGAGAUCCCUGUCGCAAAGUCUGAGGAUGGAAAAGUUGAGGUCAAGGUUAUUUCUGGUCGCGCAUAUGGAGUAGAUUCGUUGCAAGAGUUGGCAUAUACACCGGUGUGGUUGUUGGAUGUCAGAGUGCAGCCUGGUGGCACUUUCAACACUCCUUUGCCGCACAAGUGGAAUGCCUUCAUCUACACUCUCAGCAGCAGCAUCAACCUGUCCUCUGGGUCGACUUCGCGAACGAUUCCUCAGUAUCACAAUGCUGUUCUUGAGCAAGAGGGCGAUGCUAUCGUUGCCAGUGUCCCUGAGUCAGCGGACAAGGAGAGCAGAUUUAUCUUGGUCGCCGGUAUGCCCCUGAACCAACCUAUCAUCCAAUACGGUCCUUUCGUUCAGACCAGCACAGAGGGCAUCUACAAGGCAAUGGCCGACUACCAAGGCUACACCAACGGCUUCGAGCGUGCUGAAAACUGGGAGUCGGAGAUUGGUAAGAGCAUGGUGCACUAG